Molecule: messenger RNA, 843 nt
Organism: Trichoderma virens Gv29-8
Lineage: Eukaryota; Fungi; Ascomycota; Sordariomycetes; Hypocreales; Hypocreaceae
Exons: 5
Coding region: 1-843 (280 amino acids)
Source: RefSeq, a predicted model, not a curated record
AUGGCCGACUCCGAGUCCAGAAUCAGCGCAUCGUGGAAGACCAUCUCAGUCGUGCUUCCCAUCGUUUUCGCAAUGAUGUCGACGAUUCUAUAUGUUCUACGUGUUUGCGCCUCGCGCAUAACAAAUGGCUCCUGUAGGGUCGAUGACUACUUAACGGGAAUUGGCCUGCUGUUGUCUUAUGCUGCUACCGGUGCGACUCUUCAGACCUCCUUCAUCGAUGUCGGUCCUGCCUUUGGAGAUUCUUCUGAAGAAGAGAGUCGAUUGAAAUACGGUAACUGGCUCGUCCAAGACUUCUGGCCGAUGUCGAUAGGUUUCAUCAAGCUUGGUGUUAUUUUCUUUCUCAAACAUGUUUUCGCUAUCAAGACCGCUGUCUCUAGAUGUCUCAAUUCGCUUGGCAUCUUCAUAAUUCUUUGGAUGAUCAGUGCUUCGUUGAUCAGCAUCUUUCAGUGCUGGCCUAUAUCGUAUUUCUAUGACGAGCAUCAGGCUGGGCAUUGUAUUCCAAGUCAGGCGUUUUCAGCUGCGAUCGGUGCGCUAGCCUUACUAGGAGAUUCAGCUCUGCUUAUUAUCCCAUUACACCCCAUUUGGACACUGAAAAUCUCCCUGAGGCAGAAGCUCGCUGCGACUUGUCUCCUCAGCCUGGGAAUCUUUGCCUGCAGUUUCAGACUUUUUCGCGUGAUGAGAUCGGAGAAGGCAAGUUUGGAUUAUAUAAAUUAUCUCCUGAUAUAUCAGUCCCAAUACCAGCUCAGCAACUCAGUUCAAUCUCAGAUGUGGUUAUUACACGCCAAGAGCUUCCACGGCAGGUAUAUCCCCCAUCAAGAGCAUCAAGUUCGAUUUCAAGCAUAG